AAUCCUUUAUUUUUUCCAUCAUCAUCUUUGUUUUUUAUCUAUUUCUAUUUUCAUAUAAUUAUAAUAUUGCAGUGACCUUAAUGUGUACAAGUAUUUUCGUUACACUAUUUGACCUCUGUGACAACUAGUGCAGAAACACUAAAAACUAUGAAGGCUUUUAAUGGAACCAACGUUAUCAAGAAACAAUUUUCUUUAAUUUUUGUAAAAUUUACAGUUUGUUUUCUGUUGUUGGGUCUUGCCUAUCGACUCAUCUUGUCCAAUUUCGAACAGUUCUCUCAGAUUGAAGUGAAAAAUACAGCUCUGUUUUCCGACAACACAUUGCCGCUGCCGCCGGUGACUGUGAAUGAACCUCUGGUGACCGUGAAUGAACCUCCGGUGACUGUUAAUGAGCCUCCGGUGACUGUGAGUGAAUCUCUGGUAACUGUUGAUCUUCCAGAAAACCAAACUUUGCGAAAUGGAACAUGUGAUUUAUUUAUAGGAAAUUGGGUUUAUGAUCCAAGUGGUCCAGUUUACACGAACGCGACUUGCUAUUCAAUUGAAUCUCAUCAGAACUGUAUGAAAAAUGGGAGACCUGAUACUGAAUAUCUUAACUGGAGAUGGAAUCCAAGAGACUGUGAGCUACCAAGAUUUAGCCCUAAGAAAUUCCUCAAUUUGAUGCGAAACAAAUCAUUCACCUUCAUAGGUGAUUCAAUUAUGCGCAAUCAUGUGCAGUCAUUGCUUUGUAUUCUCUCACAGGAGGAAGAAGCUGAUGACGUGUACCAUGACGAGCAAUACAAAAGCAGAAGAUGGUACUUUCCGCUCCACGACUUCAAUCUUUCUGUCAUUUGGUCACCUUUUCUUGCAAAAUCAACUGUUUUUGAAGAUGACAAUGGAGUUUCAACGGAUAUUACUCAGCUUAAUCUAGACAAACUGGAUGAUGUUUGGACUCAACAAUUCGACAAUUUUGAUUAUGUAUUUAUCGCUGGUGGCAAAUGGUACCUGAAAUCAACAAUUUAUCUUGAGAAUGACAAGAUUGUUGGCUGUCACAACUGUCCUGGUAAGAACAUUACACAGGUGGGAUUUGAUUACGCCUAUCGCAAAGCAUUGAAUACAACUUUUAAAUUCAUCACGAGCUCGAAGAACAAGGCUUAUACAUUUUUCAGAACCACUACCCCCGAUCACUUUGAGAACGGUGAAUGGAAUACUGGAGGUUAUUGUAACAGAACAGGACCUUUCAAAGAAGGUGAGGUUGAUAUUGGUUAUGUAGAUGAGGUAAUGCGGAGAGUUGAGUUGGAAGAAUUCGAGAGAGCAUCUGAAUUCGGGUUGAAGAUGAAAUUGUUUGACACAACCUUACUUUCACUGCUGAGACCAGACGGGCAUCCCGGAGUCUACAGGCAAUAUCAGCCAUUUGCUGUAGAAAAUAAGAAGAAAAAAAUCCAGAAUGAUUGUCUACAUUGGUGUUUGCCUGGUCCAAUAGACUCGUGGAACGAUAUAAUGAUUCAAAUGUUGUGACAUUAAAGUUAUUGAUGUUGCUC
Solanum verrucosum is the source of this 1514-nucleotide messenger RNA. Its product is annotated as protein trichome birefringence-like 25. Gene Ontology annotation, cellular component: Golgi apparatus. The coding region runs from base 148 to 1491 and encodes 447 amino acids. Lineage: Eukaryota; Viridiplantae; Streptophyta; Magnoliopsida; Solanales; Solanaceae. The record is from RefSeq and is a predicted model, not a curated record. Gene Ontology annotation, molecular function: O-acetyltransferase activity. The transcript is spliced from 3 exons.